AUAACUCAAUUGACUUUUUCUCUCUCUAAAUCAUACAAAUUUCUUCCUCUUUGUCUCUCUAUAAAAUCAAAAAAUGCAGGUGGCAGCAACACUUCCGGCGACCGGUGUCCAUUUUUUUUCGACACGGCGAGCCAGUUUCAAAUGUAAUGGCUAUUCAUCACCAUUGAAACCAAUAACUAGAGCUAGUUCAAUAAAUGCACAAAGUUUAACAACAAUUGCACCAGUAACAACAACUACAGAGAUGACGAAAAUACAUCUCUCAAAUCUUGAAAAGCUUUUGCAAAAGGAGGCGAAACCGGAGCCGGUAAUUCAAAAACAGGGGAAAACAGGGGAAAAUAGAGGAAAACAGGGGAAAAAAACAGAGGAAAACAGGGGAAGGAACUUGUUAGAAGGGCUAAAUUUGUCUAGAAUUUGGCCUGAAAUGAAAGCAGCUGAAGAAAUGUCACCAAGGCAUUUGAUUAGGUUACAUAGAAUGUUGUCAUCGAAAUCAAUGGAGUAUUCUCCAAGGAACAAUCUUGGUAGUAGGUGGAAGGAGUAUCAUGGUUGUAAAGAUUGGUUAGGACUUCUUGAUCCAUUGGACGAAAAUCUCCGGCGAGAAUUAGUCCGGUAUGGGGAGUUUAUUCAGGCGGCUUACCAUUGUUUCCACUCCGACCCCGCCACGUCAGCAAAUGAUAACGCUCACGUGGCGAGGGACGUGUCGUUGCCUGAUAGGUCAUACAAGGUGACUAAGAGUCUUUACACCACGUCAUCCAUUGGACUUCCUAAGUGGGUGGAUGACGUGGCACCCGACCUCGGGUGGAUGACCCAGAGGUCGAGUUGGAUCGGGUACGUCGCGGUAUGCGACGAUAAAGCCGAGAUCCAACGUAUGGGGAGGAGGGAUAUUGUCAUCGCGUUGCGGGGAACUGCAACGUGUCUUGAGUGGGGGGAAAAUCUCCGCGAUGUGCUCGUUCAAAUGCCGGGAGAAAAUGAAUUAGUUGACGCACAACCUAAAGUAGAAUGUGGAUUUUUGAGCUUGUACAAAACAGGUGGAGCUAAAAUCCCAAGCUUAGCUGAAUCUGUUGUAAAUGAAGUGAAAAGACUAAUUGAAAUGUACAAAGGGGAGUCACUAAGUAUAACAGUAACAGGACAUAGUCUUGGUGCUGCAUUGGCUUUACUAGUAGCAGAUGACAUAAGUACAUGUUCACCAAAUGCUCCACCAGUCGCAGUUUUUUCCUUUGGUGGCCCUCGAGUAGGCAACAAAGGUUUCGUGAAUCGUCUGGAGUCCAAAAACGUUAAGGUGUUACGUAUCGUGAACAAGCAAGACGUGAUCACUAAAGUUCCAGGGAUGUUUGUGAGCGAAGCAAUAGACAAGAAACUAAGAGACACCGGAGCCUCGGGGGUGUUGAACUUGCUUGACAAUAGCAUGCCAUGGGCUUAUUCACAUGUUGGCACAGAAUUGAGAGUUGACACAACAAAGUCUCCAUUUUUGAAACCUGAUGCAGAUGUUGCAUGUUGUCAUGACUUGGAAGCAUAUUUGCAUUUGGUGGAUGGAUAUUUGGGAUCAAAUGAAUCAUUUAGACCAAAUGCUAAGAGGAGUCUAGCUAAGUUGUUAAAUGAACAAGGUGCUAAUAUUAAGAAAUUGUACAAGGGUAAAGAUUUGAGUAAUCUCAAUCUUAAUAGAGAAUUUAUUUUUUCUAGGCCUAGUUGUUUGCCUAGUCCUAGUGUUUUGCCUAGUCCUUCAUCUUGAGUUUAUUGGGAUGAAAGAAUAUAUAUGCUUCUUGUACAAAUUUAAGAAGUAUAU
This is a messenger RNA of Solanum verrucosum, 1780 nucleotides long. RefSeq names its product phospholipase A1-Ibeta2, chloroplastic-like. NCBI's taxonomy places the organism in Eukaryota, Viridiplantae, Streptophyta, Magnoliopsida, Solanales, Solanaceae. The transcript has a single exon. The coding region runs from base 74 to 1726 and encodes 550 amino acids. The record is from RefSeq and is a predicted model, not a curated record. Gene Ontology annotation, biological process: lipid metabolic process. Gene Ontology annotation, molecular function: glycerophospholipase activity.